UCAAUAACAUAGUAAAUAUUAAAAAUAACAAUAAUCACUGAAUUUAUAUAAUAUUAAUGUAAUUAUAUUUAUAAUUUUGGAUUUGGUUGAAUCCAUGCACAUUAUAUUUGUAUAAAACUUUUUUUUUUUAAAAUAAAAUAAAAUUAAAUUUAAUAAAAUAAAAUAAAAUUAAAUAAAAUAAAAUAAAAUUAAAUAAAAUAAAAUAAAAUUUAAAAAAAAAACAAAAACCAAUUUUAAAAACAUAUAGAUAAAAUAAUUUGACUCAAAUUCUUUAUAAAAACAUGUUAUUUAUUUGAAGAACCAAUAUAAUCAAAUAUACCAAAAUUUUUUUCAUAUAAAAAAAAACAAAUUAUAUUUUAAUCAGUGUAUAAUAAAAUUUUACUUUUUAUGAUAAACAAUAACAUCAACAAUACAAAACAAUAAUAGUGAUAAUAACAGUCAAUAUUUAUAUAUAUUAAAUUCUCUUUGUAUAAUAAUUUCUUUUUUUAGUUUUUAUUUUUUUCUAUAUUUUUUUUAAAAAAAUAAACCCUAAAAAAGAAAAAAAUUUUAUUUUCUAAAUAAAAUAAUAAUAAAAAAUGGUUAAUAUCAGUAAUAAUACUGAUAAUAGUAUCAGUAAUGGGGAUAAUAAUAGCACAACAAUACUAAGUGAUAGUCCUCCAUCGUCCUCGUCAUUUACAGCAAAAAGAAAGCUAGCUGGAUUAAAGAUCAGUGUAGCUAAACCAACACAAAAUGAUGGACCAUCAAUAGAAUCAAAUGCAAAUAUAUAUCUUAUACAUCAGCCAGUAUCACAGCAAACCCAACAAUCCUCACCACCACAUAUUUUACAACCACCAGCAUUAAAACAACAUUGUAAUAAUAAUAAUAAUAAUAUUAAUAUUAAUAACAUUAAUAACCAACCAUUUCAUAUGGACAUUUUAAGUCCAAGGUCAUCCUCCUCGUCAUGCGAUGAAAUUUCAGACUCGUCAUCAUCAUCUUCAGAACCAACUACCCCAUCAAAUAUUAUACCUCCUCUCACUACCAACAGCAACAAUAAUAAUAAUAAUAUAUCAACUUUAGCAAUAAACAGAAAUUUUAAUUUAAAAUUAAAUUUAAAUAAUAUAAAACAAGAUUCAAUUUUAGAAAGAUUAAAUAAUAACUCAUAUAUAGAAAAUAGUUUAAAUAAUAAUAAUUGUAUAAAUAGUCAAAAUAAUUUUAAUAAAAAUAUAAAUAUAAAUAAUAAUAAUAAUAAUAAUAAUAAUAAUAAUAUAAAUAAUCUUUUAAAUCAAGAGUCUCAACCAUUAGAAAGUUCAAGAUGGUUAGGAUGUGAUGAUACCAAUUUUACAUAUUAUGACACCAUCUGUUCUAAAGUUACAGAGUAUUUAUAUGUUGGUAGUGAGACGGUUGCUUCCAAUUUUCAAACUUUACAAGAGAAUGGUAUUACACAUAUUAUCAAUGCAUCAUCUCAGUGUAUAAAUUUUUUCGAAGAUAUGCAAUUAUUCACUUAUAAAAAACUAUGGUUAAAUGAUAGUCCCAAUGAAGAUAUAUCAAAGGUUUUUGAAGAUGUCAUAAGUUUUAUUGAAAAUGCAAGAAAGUCAAAUGGCAAAGUUUUUAUUCAUUGCCAAAUGGGUGUUAGUAGAAGUUCAUGUCUAUGUAUGCUUUGGAUAAUGAAAAUAACUCGUUGCUCACUAGAAGAAGCUUCUGAUUUAGUUAAAAUCAUUCGUCCAGUUAGUAGACCCAACGUUGGUUUUCAAUUAAGUCUAUUAAAUUGGGCCAUUAAAGAAGGUAUUCAACCUCCAAAUUCUCAUCGUACCUCUUCAAGAAAUAAUAACCCAACCAACUACACCUCUGAACAAUUUCAAGUUUUAUCUUUAUCACCCUCAUUAAUUGCCUCUUUAAAAAAUCAACAACAGCAACAACAACAACAACAACAAAAUCAUCACCAUCAUGUUUUAAAUAGAAACAAUAGUAUGCCACAAUUUAAUUUAUUACCACUCCAAUUUACUUUAAGUUCAAAUAACAAUAAUAAUAAUAAUAGUAACAAUAGUAAUAAUAAUGUUAAUAAUAAUAAAUAAUAAUUAUAGCUCUUUUUUUUAAUUAUAAAUUAAAUAUUUUAUUUAUAAUUAUAUAAUAAUGUGUAAAUAACAUCAUAAUAUUUUUUAAAAAAAAAAAAAAAAAAAAAAAAAAAGAAAAAAUAAAAUAAAAAAUAAACAAGCAAUUUGGGGAUUGUGGAAAAAGAAAAAGAAAUAACAAUAUAUAAAAAAAAAGUAAAAAAAACUAUAUAAUUUUUUUAUCUUUUUAUUUGAUUAUUUUCUUUUUCUUUAGCCUGCCUCGAUUUCCUAUUUUAAAAUAUACACCUUAUUAAUCAUAAUGUGUAUAAUAAUAUAUAUAGUC
Messenger RNA from Dictyostelium purpureum, 2370 nucleotides. RefSeq lists its product as uncharacterized. Gene Ontology annotation, biological process: protein dephosphorylation. Gene Ontology annotation, molecular function: protein tyrosine/serine/threonine phosphatase activity. The record is from RefSeq and is a predicted model, not a curated record. Lineage: Eukaryota; Evosea; Eumycetozoa; Dictyosteliales; Dictyosteliaceae. The transcript is spliced from 2 exons. The coding region runs from base 576 to 2051 and encodes 491 amino acids.